Molecule: messenger RNA, 1194 nt
Organism: Teleopsis dalmanni
Lineage: Eukaryota; Metazoa; Arthropoda; Insecta; Diptera; Diopsidae
Exons: 2
Coding region: 1-1194 (397 amino acids)
Source: RefSeq, a predicted model, not a curated record
AUGAUUGCAACAUGUGGAAUAGCAUCAGAAGAUAGUUUGGAAAAUGCAAUAGAACAACUCUGGAAGGUUGAAGAAGUUGAUACUCACUCAAAGGUCUUGUCAAUAGCAGAGCAACAAUGUGAAGCUCAAUUCACUCAAACUACAUAUCAGAGUGUUACGGGACGAUUCAUCGUGCCUCUUCCUUUUAUAAAUGACAGAUUCGCUUUGGGAGAUUCGAAAGACAUUGCUACAAAUAGAUUUCUAGCACUAGAGCGUAGACUUUCAAAGGAUAGUCACCUCAAACGACAAUACGUAGAGUUUUUAGAUGAAUAUGAAAAAUUGGGACAUAUGACCGAAAUAGAUAUCGAAAGGAUUAUGUCACCACAUUAUUUUAUCCCACACCAUUGUGUUCUUAAACCUGACAGUACCACCACCAAGUUACAUGUGGUAUUUGAUGCAUCAUCCAAAACAACAUCAAGACAAUCUCUCAAUGAUUUACUACACAUCGGACCAACUGUUCAAAGUGAAUUACUGUCUACUUUAUUACGAUUCCGUCUUCCUUGUUAUGUGUUUACAACAGAGAUUGAAAAGAUGUACCGAGAAAUACUUGUACAUCCAGAAGAUAGACAAUUAACAUAUGGUACUAGAUCAGCACCGUAUCUAGCAACCAAAUGUUUGCAAGUUUUAGUUGAUGACAAUAUGCAAAAUUAUCCGUUAGGUGCAUCUGCUCUCAAACAAAACUUCUAUGUAGAUGACUGUUUACACGGGGCAGAUAGUCUGAGAACAUUGUUGGAAACUCAGACUCAAUUAAACAAAAUACUGACAGCAAGCGGUUUUAAAUUGCAAAAAUGGUGCGCAAAUCAUCCAAGUCUACUACAAGGAAUUCCACACGAUGACUUAGAAGUCAAUUUAGAUUUAGAAAAUAAUAACGAUACAACAAAAACUCUUGGGUUAUCCUGGUGUCCAAAAUCUGAUAGUUUAUGCGUCAAGGUUAAAAUGGAACCUGUUUGCAGCACGACGAAGCGCAGUGCAACCUCAGAUUCAGCAAGGCUAUUUGAUCCACUAGGACUUUUGUCACCAGUUGUGGUGAUGGCAAAGAUCUUUAUUCAAGAAUUAUGGAAUUUAAAGAUGGAUUGGGAUGAAAAACUGCCGACUGAAUUACAUAAACAGUGGUUAGAGUUCCGGAACAAUUUGACAAAAGUAAAUUGUCUGUAG